Molecule: messenger RNA, 2135 nt
Organism: Daldinia decipiens
Lineage: Eukaryota; Fungi; Ascomycota; Sordariomycetes; Xylariales; Hypoxylaceae
Product: amidase
Exons: 4
Coding region: 176-1780 (534 amino acids)
Source: RefSeq, a predicted model, not a curated record
UACUUACUCCCUAAAGUUCUAAACCAGGGGUCACUACCACAGAUCCAGGAUAUAACACAGCUUUCCACUGUUUCUACGCCAAACUUUUUUAGUUUUGUAUCAUUACGCUAGACAUUCUUCCUAUAGAAGGCCAGAAGGGAAACAUUAUAGACCCUACAAGAUUAUAACAGCAAACAUGUCGAAAGGAAACUGGGAAGAACUCGCCGCCAAGAAGCGCCAGGAGCUGGCGAACUCUAUACCCCAAGAAUGGCGCAUCCCGAGCCAUCUCCUCCCGCCCGCCGACCAGGACGACGUCACCGGCUUCCCCGAGGCCUCGGGAUGGUUCACGGCCGACGAGCUGGCUAUCACGAACCAGACAGCUGUGCAACUACUGCCGAAGCUCGCAUCCGGGGAGCUAACGUCCGAAGCCGUCACGCGUGCUUUCUGCAAACGCGCCGCUGCGGCGCACCAGCUGAUCAACUGUCUUUCCGAGACGUGUUUCGACCGAGCUCUCGAGACGGCGAAGAAGCUGGACGAGCACUUGGCGCAGACGGGCAAACCAAUCGGGCCUCUGCACGGCCUACCCGUCUCGCUCAAGGAUAACUUCAACCUAACAGGCCUAGACGCAACCGUCGGCUUCGCAUCGCACGUCGGCGACCCGGCGGCAUACGACGCCGUGCUAGCGGACCUCCUGCGCGAGGCCGGCGCCGUCUUCUACGUCAAGACGAACGUGCCCACGGCCAUGAUGAUCGCCGAGUCCGUCAACAACGUCUUCGGCCGCACCGUCAACCCGCGAAACCGCAAGCUAACGAGCGGCGGCAGCUCCGGCGGCGAGAGCGCGCUCAUCGUCUUCAAGGGGAGCCCGCUGGGCGUCGGAACCGACAUAGGCGGUUCGCUGCGCAUCCCCGCCGCCUGCGCGGGCAUCUUCACGCUGCGGCCCAGUUUCGGCCGGUUCCCGACGCUGCGCUGCCGCUCCGGCAUGCCGGGGCAGGAGGCCGUGCAGUCCGUCAACGGGCCCUUGACGCGCACCCUCGCCGACCUCGAGCUCUACUCCAAGACCGUCGUCGAUGCCGAGCCCUGGCGCGUCGACCCGCGAUGUCUGCCCAUCCCCUGGCGAGCCGUAUCGCUGCCGCAGAAGCUGAAAAUCGGCGUCAUGUGGCACGACGGCACGGUAGUGCCCACGCCGCCCGUGACGCGAGCGCUGCGACACGCGGUGGCGAAGCUCGAGGCAGCCGGGCACGAGAUGGUGGAGUGGUCGCCCGAGGACCAGGCACAAGGCACCGAACUGCUAAUCCGCAUGUUUUUGGCGGAUGGUGGUAAAGCGAUCAAGCGGGAACUAGAGAGGACGGGGGAGCCGCUACGACCCGAAAUGGAGAUGUACGCCAAUGCGCGGGAGCUAGGCGGGCUCGAGUACUGGGAUCUGCACCUCGAGCGUCAACAGUUUCAGAAGAGGUACCUUGAUCGGUGGUUGAGCGCAGGUAUCGAUGCGAUCCUAUGUCCCACGACGCCGUAUAGCACUGUUGAGAACGGCAAAGUCAGAUAUGUUGGCUACACUGGCGUCUACAACGUGCUAGACUAUUCCUGCAUCUCCUUUCCUACGAGCGUGACCGUCGACAAGGCUGUGGAUGUUGUGUUAGGCGAUACAUACAAACCCCUUUCGGAUUUAGACAAGGUUACCCAGGCCGAAUAUAAUCCCGAAGCAGUGCAUGGAAUGCCCGUAAGCUUGCAGCUGGUAGCGCAGAGGUUAGAGGAAGAGAGGUGUGUAGAGAUGUGCAAGGUCGUACUAGACGUGUUAUCAUAGACAUUAGAUCCGGCCCAGGGGCACCUCUAUCUAGAUCAAAGCCAGCAUAGCAAAGAGAAAAUAAACUAAUAUCGUUUGUCCAAGAGGCAACUAACAAAUUUAUGCCUGUUGAUCGAUUCCACAGUGGUAAUAGAUAUAGACGCCUAGAUAAACAAGGAUAUCUGAAACCAUAAUAUGCACAUGUUUACAGAUAAAAGAGACCAGUAAAUAUCCGUUGAUUCUGGUCAUGAUAUCCGACAAACUCCGAUAGACACCAGUAGAGUUUCCUCGCUAACCCAUGGUCAAGACAAACUUUUGUGAACCAUAAUCCCAGGUUCGACAUGGAAGAAUAUAAAUAGUAUAGUAUAACACAUAA